AUGGUGAACGUUCGAGUAGAUGUUCUAGAAUCUUUGAAUAACAAUUUUCUUCAGACAUUAAACAGUGCUUGGAAUGACCAUCAAACAUCUAUGGUGAUGAUUAGAGAUAUACUUAUGUAUAUGGAUCGGGUUUAUGUCCAACAGAAUAAUGUAGAAAAUGUGUACAACUUAGGUUUGAUACUGUUUCGAGACCUUGUGGUCCGGUAUGGCUGUAUUAGAGAUCAUCUCCGACAAACCUUACUAGAUAUGGUUGCUAGAGAAAGAAGAGGUGAAGUUGUUGACAGGGGAUCUGUGAAAAAUGCCUGUCAAAUGCUAAUGGUGCUUGGUAUUGAUUCAAGAGCAGUGUAUGAAGAAGACUUUGAAAGUCCCUUCUUGGACCAGUCAGCAGAUUUUUAUAGGUUGGAAAGCCAGAACUUUUUAGCAGAAAACAGUGCUUCAGUUUAUAUAAAGAAAGUAGAAGCCAGAAUAAAUGAAGAAGCAGAAAGGGCUACACAUUAUCUGGAUAAAUCCACAGAAGAACCAAUUGUAAAGGUUUUGGAGUUAGAGCUGAUAUGUAAACAUAUGAAAACAAUUGUGGAUAUGGAAAAUUCAGGUGUUGUGCACAUGUUGAAGAAUAAAAAAACAGAUGACCUGGCCUGUAUGUAUAAGUUAUUCAUCAGAGUUCAAGAAGGUUUAAAAACAAUGUGUCAAUGUGUUAGUGGUUAUUUACGAGAACAAGGUAAAGCAUUAGUUACUGAAGAAGAAGGAAGUAAAAAUGCCAUCCAAUACGUGCAGGAUCUACUAGACUUGAAAGAUAGAUUUGAUCACUUUCUACAUAAGUCAUUUGGUGAUGACAGGCUCUUCAAACAAACCAUAUCGGGAGAUUUUGAAUAUUUCCUGAAUUUAAACAACAAAUCACCUGAAUACCUAUCUCUCUUUAUUGAUGACAAACUCAAAAAGGGAGUCAAGGGAAUGUCCGAGCAAGAAGUUGAGGUAGUUUUAGAUAAAGCUAUGGUGCUGUUUAGAUUCUUACAAGAAAAAGAUGUGUUCGAAAGAUACUAUAAACAACAUUUAGCCAAGCGGUUGUUGCUCAAUAAGAGUGUAUCUGAUGAUUCAGAAAAGAACAUGAUUUCAAAACUCAAGACUGAAUGUGGAUGUCAAUUUACUUCUAAAUUAGAAGGAAUGUUCAAAGAUAUGACUGUGUCAAAUACUACAAUGGAGGAAUUUAAAAAUCAUGUACAGACAUCAGGGACUUCACUACAUGGCGUUGACCUGAAUGUAAGGGUUCUAACGACAGGUUUCUGGCCAACACAGUCUGCAACUCCUAAGUGUACUGUGCCAGCACAGGCCAGAACUGCAUUUGAAGCAUUCAGAAGGUUUUAUCUUGGUAAGCAUAGUGGUCGUCAACUAACACUACAACCAUCACUGGGAUCAGCUGAUCUGAAUGCUUCUUUCUUUGCACCAAAGAAGGAUGGUUCAGGAGGGCCACAAAUAAGAAAACAUAUUCUACAAGUCUCAACUUAUCAGAUGGUUAUAUUAAUGUUAUUUAACACAAGGGAACAGUGUUCUUAUGAGGAAGUUGCUCAAGAAACUGACAUCCCAACAAGAGAUCUAAUUAGAGCUCUUCAGUCAUUGGCCUGUGGUAAACCACAACAGCGAGUACUAUCAAAGGAACCAAAGUCAAAGGAGAUUGAACCCAAUGAUUCAUUUACUGUCAAUGAUCAUUUCUCAUCAAAGUUGCACAGAGUUAAGAUACAAACAGUUGCUGCCAAAGGAGAGUCGGAACCAGAGAGAAAAGAAACAAGAAGCCGUGUUGAUGAAGACAGAAAACAUGAAAUUGAGGCUGCAAUUGUUCGUAUUAUGAAAUCAAGGAAAAGGAGGUCACAUAACUUGCUUGUUGCAGAGGUUACUGAGCAAUUGAAGUCACGAUUUUUACCUAGCCCUGUUGUUAUUAAGAAACGAAUUGAAAACUUGAUAGAAAGAGAAUACUUGGCAAGAACUCCAGAUGACAGAAAAAUGUACACGUAUGUUGCCUAAGCGUUUCACUACAGCAAUGUGUUCAGCAGAAUAUGCACACAAUGGGCUUGUUCUGUUGGAAUUAGAACAAUACUUUAUUAUACUUUCUAUGCUUGCUGACCUUUCAUGUUGUGACCACAGUGCCUAUUUUUGAAAUGAACUUUAUUUUGGUCGAAUUAGCUCCUGACAGUUAUAAAACACAAUACUUCUCAUGCUCUCAGUUCUUUGUUUUUUUUCGCCCAGUGUGCUAUGAAAAAAGUGGGGGCUGGAAGGAUCCAACAUGUCCAGGUGUGAAUCCCACUGUAAAAGAUAUGUAACUAUAUAGAGUAGUUCUUUAUUAAAAACUUUUUUUGCAAUCACUGUAAGUAAACUUGAUGAAUUCAGAAAUAAAAACUCUUUAUUAAUGUAAAA
Messenger RNA from Saccoglossus kowalevskii, 2406 nucleotides. Its product is annotated as cullin-3-like. Gene Ontology annotation, biological process: ubiquitin-dependent protein catabolic process. The record is from RefSeq and is a predicted model, not a curated record. NCBI's taxonomy places the organism in Eukaryota, Metazoa, Hemichordata, Enteropneusta, Harrimaniidae. Gene Ontology annotation, cellular component: cullin-RING ubiquitin ligase complex. Gene Ontology annotation, molecular function: ubiquitin protein ligase binding.